Magnolia sinica is the source of this 1654-nucleotide messenger RNA. RefSeq lists its product as uncharacterized. The record is from RefSeq and is a predicted model, not a curated record. Lineage: Eukaryota; Viridiplantae; Streptophyta; Magnoliopsida; Magnoliales; Magnoliaceae. The transcript has 2 exons. Bases 882 to 1391 code for a protein of 169 amino acids.
GAGAGAGAGGGAGACGGGAGAGAGGGAGGGAGAGAGAGAUUUCUAGGGUUUGAUUUCUUUAGGAAGAUCGGAUUAUCGGAUUCUCGGUCUAUUCGAUCUUUCUUUCAUCUGAAUUUCUUGUUGUUUUCGAUUCUUUUUUUGGUUCUUUUUCCUCCAGCGAUUUGGAGAAGAUAUGUUUUGAUCUUACAGAAUUUCUAUCAGAUGUGUUUUUGGGUUUAAGAUUGAACGAUUCUUCGUUUCUCACACUUGUCUUUUCAAAAUUUCAAAGAAAAUUCAAGAACUAAAGGUUUCGGAGGCUUCGAUUUGAGGAGUUUUUUGUGGAGUUUGAUUUUACAGAAAAGAGAAAAGGAAGGAAUUUCAUUUUAUUUUGUAUUUUGUAUUUUGAGUAGGCUCUUUAGGAAUUUAGAUAUUAAGAAGGGAAAAAGUUCAGAUUUUUUUCUGGCUUGUUUGUGUUUGAAUUUUUUCACUGGCAGUGUUGGUCUUUGUAUGGUUUUUUAUUUUCUAAUUACCUUCAUGCCACUUUUAGAUUGAUUUGCAGGUUUUAAACAGAUUUCCAGCCAAAAAAGAAACUUGUUUUUACUAUAAUGUUCAGGGAAAUGCUCAAACUAUAAUUUCGCAGCUCGAAUUUCAGAAUUUUAUAUUAUUUUUUUCUGGUUCUUGCUAGCAAUCUCAUCUUGUUAGAAUCAGUUUCUUUCUUUCUUUAUCUUGUAUCAUUUUUUUUAUUUUAUUGAUUUUUUUAAUCUUUCCUGAAUCGCCAUGUUUUGGUUUUAAUACAGGAAUUAAUUGCAAUUCUUUUGAAAACUGAUUCUGUUGGAAUCCUCUAUCAGGAGAUUUUGUCCUACUCUUCUUCAAUCCUUGAAAACUGUUGCUUUAAUCGGAAAAUGGCUACGGCCUUCAGUCGCCUUUCUUGGUGGUUGUGGGGUGGGAAAGAUCAAGAACCAACUGGUUCUUCUGGUUCCUCUUUGAAUGCUUCGUUGGAUUUAGGUUUAGGUCUGCGGGAGCAUGAAUCUGUGAAGUUCCCUUCUGUUAAGGGAACUAAGAUGAGGUCUCCAUCGCGAAGGGUUAAGAGGAAGUGGCAGAGCCGGGAAGAACGGAGAAUUGAUAGAGAAUACGAUUUGGUUCUGGUGCCCUCUGAUGGAGGAUGCUGGUCGGGAUCGGAAUCAGAUGGUUCCGAUUGGUCGAUCGGGUGGUUGGAACCUCAUGCACCGGAUUUUUUGAGUGAUGAUGAAAAAGAGAACAGUUUCGCUGUCUUGGUCCCAUGCUAUGGGCAUGGCUGCAACGAGCUCGCAGAGAGCCCAAAGAACCAUGUUUUGGUUGCCUUUUUAUCUGCAAACCUCCCGGAGAGCAAGAAGUCUUUAGAAGAAUUGCUGUCCUCCCUUCAGAAUAGCUGAGUUCCUGACUAACUGAUUGUCAGCUUGGCCCUUGAAAAUUAUUACUUUUUCAUAUGUUGAAGAUCUUAAACUGUUAAGAAAACAGAAAACAAAAAAUGGGAAAAAGAAACAGCAUCUGAGAUCCCAACUGGCUAAACUCAUCCAGAAUGGCCAGCAGUGUGCAAGGAAGAAACAGCUUCUAAUGGAUUUGGAGCGAUUCCAGACGAGAUGUUAAACGAGACCAUUUGUUUUUAAUGGAAGGAAAGUGCCGGAUACUUCUUAUA